AUGUCUGGCGUGGCGUCCGCAUUGGCUGGUCUUGACAUGGGCAUGCCCGGCGAUGAGAUGAUCCCUCUGCUUGGCACGAGCUACUUCAUGUACGACCUUACGAGAGCCGCACUGAACGGGUCGGUACCCAUGGACCGAAUCAACGACAUGGCAACCCGUGUUGUGGCGGCAUGGUAUCAAAUGGGCCAAGACAAGGACUACCCGCCACCAAACUUCUCCUCCAACACCGAUGCGGCCACGGGUCUCCUGUACCCCGGCGCUGUCUUCUCGCCCAGCGGCAUUGUGAACCAGUUUGUCGACGUCCAGGGUGACCAUGCGACCGUUGCGCGGCAAGUGGCCACUGAUGCCAUCACGCUGCUUCAAAACACGGGAUCACUUCUGCCGUUGGGUGUGUCACGCCCACUGGUUGUGUUUGGCACCGAUGCUGCCGUCAAUCCUUCCGGUCCCAACGCAUGCGGCGACCGCUCAUGCGAUACAGGCACGCUGGGAAUGGGCUGGGGUUCCGGGACAGCCAACUACCCGUACUUUGACGACCCGAUCACAGCACUGAAGAACCGGAACACUGGCGGUGUCACAUACCACAACUACGGCAGCUGGCCUUGGUUUUUCCCACCCUCGCAGAGCGGCGACGAAGUCGCCGUAGUUUUCAUCUCAUCUGAUUCGGGUGAGAACCAGUAUACUGUCGAGGGCAACCACGGCGACCGCGACUCGGCGGGUUUGUCGGCCUGGCAUGGUGGUGAUGCGCUGGUUCAGUCUGUGGCAAAGGCAUACGACAAUGUGAUUGUCGUUGUGCAUACCGUGGGGCCGAUCGUCAUGGACGCAUGGAUCGACCUACCGUCCGUCAAAUCCGUGCUCGUGGCUCAUCUCCCCGGUCAAGAGGCGGGUGAAUCGCUAGCCGAUGUCCUGUACGGUACCGUGACGCCGAGUGGCCACCUGCCUUACUCGAUCCCGAAGCAAGAGAGCGACUAUCCGUCCAGCUUGGGCAUCCGGGGCUUUGCGCUUGGUCAGAUCCAGGACACAUACUCCGAGGGUCUGUACAUUGACUACCGCUAUCUCAUGAAAAACAACAUUACACCCCGCUUUGCCUUUGGCCACGGCCUCAGCUACACCAACUUCUCGAUGAGCAACGCGGCCAUUUCUGUCGGCACGGCCCUGACCUCCACGCUGCCUGCCGCACGGCCGUCCAAACUUCCCACGCCGUCGUACUCAUCCGCCAUCCCGCCGGCAUCGGAGGCAACUAUGCCAGCCGGCUUCUCUACAAUCUGGCGCUACCUGUACUCGUGGGUGAGUCUGUCCGACGCGCAAGCCGACAUUGCGGCCUCGGCCACGUCUACGUACCCUUACCCGGCCGGCUACUCGACGACACAGAAGAACGGCCCCGCGGCUGGCGGCGCACAAGGCGGCAACCCGGCCUUGUUUGAGGUGGCAUAUACGGUGUCUGUGACAGUGGAGAACACGGGAAAAAGUGCUUCGGGCCGCUCGGUGGUACAAGCAUAUGUCCAGUUUCCGGACAGCAGCUCAUACGACACACCCGUGGUGCAGCUCCGCGACUUUGCCAAGACAGACACACUGGCGCCCGGCGGCUCGGGCACGGUGAGCCUACAGCUGACGCGCAAGGACCUGAGUGUCUGGGAUGUCGUGCAGCAGAACUGGCUGCUACCCGGCCUGCCAAGCGCGGAACGCUACACGAUCUGGCUGGGUGAAGCGAGCGACCAGCUGCAUACGGCGUGCUACACGGACACGCUAACCUGUGAGAGUGGGUUGACAGGGCCGUAG
Messenger RNA from Sporothrix schenckii 1099-18, 1776 nucleotides. Its product is annotated as beta-glucosidase. Lineage: Eukaryota; Fungi; Ascomycota; Sordariomycetes; Ophiostomatales; Ophiostomataceae. The transcript has a single exon. The record is from RefSeq and is a predicted model, not a curated record. The coding region runs from base 1 to 1776 and encodes 591 amino acids. Gene Ontology annotation, molecular function: beta-glucosidase activity. Gene Ontology annotation, biological process: glucan catabolic process.